This is a messenger RNA of Phytophthora nicotianae INRA-310, 2546 nucleotides long. RefSeq lists its product as hypothetical. The transcript has a single exon. NCBI's taxonomy places the organism in Eukaryota, Oomycota, Peronosporomycetes, Peronosporales, Peronosporaceae. Gene Ontology annotation, biological process: intracellular signal transduction. The record is from RefSeq and is a predicted model, not a curated record. Bases 244 to 2463 code for a protein of 739 amino acids. Gene Ontology annotation, molecular function: metal ion binding.
UGCACGUCCAUGAACGUUGGGAGAGAGCCAUAGCGAGACGCAGUGUCUGCAGGUGGCGCCACUCCAGUCAUCAAGUGACCCCUUCGUGCUUCUGCGGCUGGCGUGCUGCUUCUGUAUUCGACGCCCUCUGCUUCCGCCAUCUGGCGGUGCAGGCAUUUUAGUCCACCACGCUCGCUCUCUUUCCUCACCUCCUGCUGCCUUCUUAUCCCUCGCCAGUCUUAGAAAUCUCGUCUGCUCCUCAAGAUGCCGUCGCCUGGCUCCCUGCAAUUGCUGGCCGGGCCGCUCGAGGUGAAAUUCAAGGCAGGCGCCUUUUCCACCUGGUCCGACAGCUUCGUACGCCUCGAAGGGCGUUGGAUCUGCGUAUACAAGCGAGAGCGCGAUUUCUCUCGCCAAGGCGCAGUCGAACUCGGACUGGGUGUCAGCGUCACGGAUAUUUCCAAUCCAGAGGCCUCCACCAAGUUCCCAAGACGAUUCGACUUGACCUGCAAUGGCGGGUUACUCCCCAAGACAGAGGUGAAUUUCCGCACCAAGUCACGAAAAGAUCGGGAUCUGUGGGUACAAGCGAUCUCCAUCAACCUGCAAUUCCUCUCCAGUCCUCGAGGCCUCGACCCUCGCUUCGGAGCCGGGGAAUUGGCCCCGGUUACCAACAAAAUGCGUCAAGACUUGAUGCUGCACCCGAUCCGAAUCCGUUCCGACUUGACCGUUAGAUGUGCAACAGGUGAAUCGAUCGUGACAUUUCUUGUGAAUCAAGGACUCGUUCCGGAUCGAGUAACGGGUGCUGCGUUUUGUCGCCAAUUGGUAUCGAUGAACCUAUUGCAUCAUGUCAUGUGGGACCGCGACUUCACGGACUCGCCUGAACCAUUUGUGAUCGUUGCACUUGACGAUGAGGACAGUCAAGUUGACACGGAAAGUGACUACCACGUUGCACAUUUUCUGAAAUACAUGGACUCGCGUAAGUUCUGGAAGUACAUUGCUAGUCCAGAUGCAGUGAACGCGAGUUCCAUUACCUCUGCUAGCAAUGUGUCAAGCGGUAGUCGACGAGCUGCGUCCAGUUCAGCGUUCCUCGAUCGAUCGACUAGCUCCUCGGAUAGUGGACGAAAUAUCGGACUCAUUCCUGGAUCGGACGAUGAAGCCUCUCGCUUCUCGACACUCAGCACGAAUAACGGUCUCCCUCCUACAGCGGACAAUGUGGAGAAGAAGGCUAGAAAAUGUGCCAUCUGCACCAAGUCGUUCAAUCCUCUACGUAGACGCCACCACUGUCGUCAAUGCCGUGCGGUUAUCUGCAGUAAUUGCAGUGUGAUCCGACGACCGAUGAAUAGCAACGGAGAAGCAGAAGGCGCUGCGUCUCCAUCGAGAAUCUGUAUCAGUUGCAAGCUCAGCUCCAACGCUAGUUUCAUUGGUGAAGUUGAUGAUGUUGUGGAAGGGAAUUCACAGCUCCAGACUUCGCAGAGUGCGAGUGACGUAUUGACUUCCACGUCGUCAACAAGCGACGGAAUGGGCAACAGCUUCCGUCGGAGAUCUAACGGCGUUGCUGUAUCCAGUCAAGAAAACACAGAGCCAUUCUGCCAGCACUGUCAGAACGAGAACUGCAGUCCGAUCACGGAGUUCUUAAAGAUUUCCUACCCGGUAGAAUCACCUACUGAAGCUGGAUUUGUGACGGCUAAACGGUUGGAUAAUGAAGCUGAACGCCUCAAGUCUGUCGAGUGCCUACUGGUCACUAUGGCAGCCACACCGAGUGCUACGCGAGUGCUGCGUCAGUUCUGUAACAUGGCAGCUAUUGCCUGUCAGUGCCCCGUUGCCGUCGUUGGGCUGCUUGACGGUGACAAUUAUGUAUUGGGAUCUCAGUACGGUAUUAGUCUGGAUGCAGCAGUGCCUCGAAAGCAGUCAUUGGCUGCUCAUACUUGUCGUAGUGGCAACCCGCUUGUAUGCUCCGAUAUGACUCAAGAUGUUCGCUUCAAGGGCAACACUUGGCGACUGGAGAGUCUCAAGAAUGCAGUGUUUUACGCUGGGAUUCCUCUAACUCUAUCAAAUGGACAUACGGUAGGAGCGCUGGAGGUGUUUGACACUCAACCGCGUUGCGAGUGUGGCGAGGUGUUGGGUCAGCUUCAAACGGUGGUGCGUGGACUACUCAAUUUGUUCGAAGAGAUCAUGACUGCGGCUGCAGAGGCACAGCAAGAGGAACAAGAACAAGAAGCACAAGAAGUUGAAAAACAGAAGGAGGAAGAAGCUGCAGCUCAGAAACAGGAGAAGGCACAGGCAUCAGCUGUGAAUCCCAUGGAGGCUCAACUUCUUCAACUGCUGUCACAAACUACCUCUACACAGGAACAACUUCGCACUCAACAGGGGCAAAUGGUCAGUGCUAUCAGCAGCCAUUCCAAACAGAUCAACAACCUGGCCAAGCAGCUCGAAAGGAUAGAAGCCACACUGGCGGCCAAGCUGGACGGUGAACGUCGAGUCGAGUAGGAACCCCUAUCUAAUUAUCAAGCAAUUGGAACGAACAUGCUUUUCAAACAUUAAAUUAUGACACGUUUAUCAAUCGAUUCGAG